Messenger RNA from Dermacentor andersoni, 1277 nucleotides. Its product is annotated as phospholipid-transporting ATPase ABCA3-like. Gene Ontology annotation, cellular component: membrane; intracellular membrane-bounded organelle. Gene Ontology annotation, molecular function: lipid carrier activity; ATP binding; ATP hydrolysis activity. Gene Ontology annotation, biological process: lipid transport; transmembrane transport. NCBI's taxonomy places the organism in Eukaryota, Metazoa, Arthropoda, Arachnida, Ixodida, Ixodidae. The record is from RefSeq and is a predicted model, not a curated record.
GCAGCAUUCCUUGCAGUUGCGUCCUCUUGAAAGUAUCGUGUGUAGCGCGAGAAGUGGAAAGAGAUAUAUCGGAUACUAGUCUGGCAUCGCGAGACAAUGGACGGGCACUACGAUCCAGGCCGCGCUCUUGGUGAGCAACCUGAGCAAGAGCUACGGCACCAUGGAGGCGGUGCACGGCCUGUCGUUCGUGCUCCGAAGGCACGAGUGCUUCGGCCUAUUGGGCAUGAACGGUGCGGGCAAGACCACGACGUUUCGCAUGCUCACCGGAGACCUUAGGCCCACCGCGGGAAACGCGUUCAUCGGUGACGCUGACCUGGUGACCAAGAGAAACAAGUACCAGGCACGCAUCGGCUACUGCCCCCAGGCGGACGUGGCCCUCGACUUGCUUACAGGUCGAGAAAUGCUGGCGCUAUUUGCCAGGCUACGCGGGAUUGGCGAGAAGAGCGUGCCCGACGUCAUUCACCAGACGCUGGAAUUCGUGGACAUGACCGAGUACGCCGACUUCACCGUCGGCACGUACAGCGGUGGCACCCGGCGUAAGCUCUCGCUGGCCGUCGCGUUUGUGGGCAACCCGAACGUGGUGCUGCUCGACGAGCCGACGGCUGCCGUGGACCCUCCGGCUCGAAGGCGCAUCUGGAGCAUACUGAUCGCCGCCAAGCAGCACCUCGAGCUCGCGAUCCUCUUGUCCUCGCAUUGCAUGCGCGAGUGCGAGGCCCUGUGCUCCCGCGUGGGCAUCCUGUCUGACGGCCGGUUCGCCUGCCUCGGCUCUACGCAGCAGCUCAAGGAGAGCAUCGGACACGGCGCCACGGUGCUGGCACGCAGCGCGUCACCGGACCCGCACCACCUGCUCGCGGCCAUGGAGUUGCGCUUCCCGGGCUGUCGCCUGCGGCGGCGCCAAGCCGGAGCGCUGUUGCGCUUCCACGUGCCGGCGCGUCCCUGGCACGAGCUGUUCGCCGGCAUGGAAGAGCUGCGUGCCGAGAAGCUCAUCCACGAGUACCUGGUCAGCGACGUAAGCCUCACCGAGGUCUUCCGGCACUUCACGAAGCACAAGCGGACGCCCGCGCCGACCCCUGCGCCGACGCCCAACAUUUCGCCGCCCCGCAGCCCGCGCCAGGUCUAGCGGGCGCCAUGGUGGGACUGCCGCCGUGGUCGUCCUCCAGGAGGCCUGCCGAGCGUCGCGCUUUCGUGGGCGCAUAUUUAUUGUUGAAUAUUUUAUUGCAAGUUUCUAAACUGUUUUGAUCUGCGAGCCACAAGAGUAAAUGGUCUGCACAACGUUA